Molecule: messenger RNA, 1815 nt
Organism: Prunus mume (Japanese apricot)
Lineage: Eukaryota; Viridiplantae; Streptophyta; Magnoliopsida; Rosales; Rosaceae
Source: RefSeq, a predicted model, not a curated record
UACUUUUAAGGCUAAUUAAAGAGCAUUGUCACAUCAAGGCCAACUUGGUGCACAUGGAAAAUUCUUUAGGGAACACAAUUAAAGAGCUAGCUCGCCAUCAUGCCACUCCAAAAUGCACUAUAUCAUAAUUUAUUCUCACACUCUUCGGAAAAGAAAAACAAAAAUAACAACACCCUUCUUUCUCUCUCUCCUUUCUCCCUAUGCUCUCCCUCUAUAUAUACCCACCAUUUUCCAACUUCACCCUUCACCCUCAUCGCAGUAUUAAUCUUUUUACAAAUAUUUCUCCUAAAUUGAUCAAAUUCAUGGCUCCCAAGGGAGACAACGUUGUAGUUUCAAGUAUAAAGCUCGAGAAGAUAUUUAGCAUGAAAGGAGGCAAAGGAGAGUCCAGCUAUGCCAACAAUUCCCAAGCCCAGGCCAUGCAUGCAAGAUCCAUGCUUCACCUGCUUAAAGAAACCCUAGACAAUGUGCAGCUGAGCUCUCCACAAGUCCCCUUUGUGGUUGUGGACCUUGGAUGCUCAAGUGGAAGCAACACCAUCUACAUCAUAGAUGUGAUCAUCAAACACAUGGCCAAGCGCUAUGAGGCCUUGGGAUGUGACCCACCUGAGUUCUCAGCCUUUUUCUCUGAUCUCCCUAGCAACGACUUCAAUACCCUCUUCCAGCUCCUCCCUCCUAUGGCCAACCACGGCGGCAGCAUGGAGGAGACCCUCGCCGCCGACAGCCACCGCUCCUACUUUGCUGCUGGCGUCCCCGGCUCCUUCUACAGGCGGCUCUUCCCGUCGAGGUCCAUUGACCUUUUCCACUCUGCGUUUUCCUUGCAUUGGCUCUCGCAGGUACCAGAGAGUGUGCUAGACAAGAGAUCAGCAGCCUACAACAAAGGGAGGGUGUGUAUUCAUGGAGCAAAUGACAGCACAGCCAUUGCAUACAAGAAGCAGUUCCAGACAGACUUGGCAAGCUUUCUCAGGUCAAGAGCCAUGGAGCUCAAGAAAGGUGGCUCCAUGUUUCUUGUCUGCUUGGGCAGGACCUCAGUGGACCCCACUGACCAAAGUGGCCCAGGCCAUCUCUUUGGAACCCACUUUCAGGAUGCUUGGGAUGAUCUUGUCCAAGAGGGUCUUAUCACUAGUGAGAAACGUGACAGUUUCAACAUUCCUGUGUAUGCCUCAAGUUUACAAGACUUCAAAGAAGUAGUGGAAGAUGUUGGCUCAUUCACCAUAAACAAGCUUGAGAUUUUCAAAGGAGGAAGCCCCCUUGUAGUGAACCAACCUGAUGAUGCAGCUGAAGUGGGUCGAGCCCUUGCCAACAGCUGUAGGAGUGUCGCCGGAGUACUCGUGGAUGCACACAUCGGCGACCACCUUGGCAAUGAGUUGUUUGCAAGAGUGGAACAAAGGGGCACAGGCCAAUCCGAAGAGCUGCUGGAGCAGUUACAAUUCCUUCACAUAGUGGCAUCACUUUCUCUUGCUUAGUUAAGGAGUAUGCCCUUUUUCUUAUUUUCGUUGCGUAGAGGAAAAAGAAUCCAACACACAAAAGAGAGAGAAGAAAAAGUUAAGGUUGGGACACAAUCCUCUUUUCUCCUCCUUGUGUGAGCUUGUUUUGUGUUAUCAUUGACUGUGGUGUAGUGUACCUUUUAUUAAUAUACUUGAUGGCCUUUAUGACUUUGUGUUCCUUUGAAUGAAAUAGGGAAAUGAAGCUAUAGUGAACCCUUUUUCACUUCUCUCUUCCUUUAUAGCUUAUUAUUUUGUCUGUAUCAUGUGAUUUAUAUAGUUGUUUGAAUGAGGAGUUUCAAUUUGACCUAACACCCUUUUGGCUUUUGCAAUGCCA